UUGCCUUCAGCUCGUUAAUCCUGCCCAAGAUGGGGACGUGAAGCUCACAUUCAGGGGAUUGUCGGUGCAAGCCAGAUGUGCCCCGGUUCCAUCACCAGUGAUAUCGGGUCCGGACACUGCCAACUUGUACAACAUAACGGGGACUCUUUCCCAUAACUGCUCCGCCACAUCCUAUGUCAUCACCAAUGGCACAACAUGGGACGGCUGGAUGGUCUCCGCCCCUUUUGGAUGUGUGCGAAGCAUCGACCCUCGUAACAACUACUCACUCCCUAGUGACCCGUGGUUUUCCCCGUGGCGUUCUCUUUCCUCAAAAACAUAUCGAGCUACUCAAUGGUCUUCUGCUACAGCCUGAUAGAGGAGCACGAUCUCACCGCCACACUUACACUCAAUCAUGACACCCCAUUCAUUUCCGAUGUCGUGGAUCGAGGUAACGUCUCAUUCCUCAGUUGGGGUCCCAGCGGGAUAGACUGGCCAAGUAGUGAUCCCCGGGUGGAAGGCAUCGGAGACGCGAUCCGCUUUGCCUUGGCUGGUUCCAUCAUGAACUUUGCAGGUUUCUUUGAUGUUGGGGUUGAAGACCCAUCACUACAGGACAGCACUCUCGGGGACGCAAACUCCGUGGUUGGACUUGCCGAGGACGCCGUUAGAUUAUUUCAAGCAACCCUCGCCCCUUCCACGCUUAUCGUUGGACCACCGUAUUCCAGAAAUACCAAGCUAGAGGUGCAGGCAAACGCCCUGAAGGCCAUCCCUCCUGUGGCACAUGUGAUAACUUUCCUGUGCGCUAUCGUAGGAUCCAUUCUUAUCGCGUUUGUCAUACAUCAUUUCUGGCGGCGCAAGGAAUUAUCGACCAAUGCUGCACCUUCAGCGACUACGACGACGGCUCCAGCGUCGGCUUCAUAAAUCGAAGCUCCUAACUACAAGGUUGUUGGGAUGUUGAUGCUUCAACUUGCUGGUAGAGAUAUGUAGCAAGCGUGGAGUUAAUUGCCCUGGUAACCUCACAUCCCCAG
Molecule: messenger RNA, 1004 nt
Organism: Cantharellus anzutake
Lineage: Eukaryota; Fungi; Basidiomycota; Agaricomycetes; Cantharellales; Hydnaceae
Exons: 4
Coding region: 331-897 (188 amino acids)
Source: RefSeq, a predicted model, not a curated record